GCGGAGAACCGAAUUCAGGAAGUGAUUGUUCUAGCGGAAAAGGAAAUGGUGGCAAGUAGCCGGAAGAUAUCGGAAGCGAGUGGAAACGAGUUGGGUGAUUAAGCGACAGAGACAUUUAGUCUUCAAAUCUGACUGAAAAGUGUAUAUAUAAGGGAGCAGGGUUGCAGCUCGGGAUUGUAUAGCUCUGCUGGCCAGUGUGACGCUCAGCCAGGGAAAUGUCACAAACCCAUUCAGACCAGAGGUUAGUACACCUGACACUGUGUAAAUGGAUCAGUUGAUGGGGGUCCUCCACUCCUCGAACUAAAGAAGGAAGAAAAUGGAUGAAAGGAAAUGAAUUGAAGAAAGGAAAUAGGUGACAAUGUCAGACAGCGAAGACAGCAACUUUUCUGAAGAGGAGAGUGAUAGGAGCAGCGAGGCUGAAGAGGUAGAGGAAAAUGAGGAGGUGGAGGAGGAGAGAGCCAGCCCUGCGGCCAGUGAGAAAGGGGAAGAAGAGGUAGAGGAAGAGGAUGAGGAGGAAUAUGAUGAGGAGGAAGAAGAGGAAGAUGAUGAUAGACCUAGAAAGAAACCACGUCAUGGAGGGUUUAUCCUUGAUGAGGCCGAUGUUGAUGAUGAAUAUGAAGAUGAAGAUCAGUGGGAAGAUGGGGCUGAAGAUAUUCUGGAGAAAGCUGAAGAACUUGAAGCAUCUAAUAUUGACAAUGUGGUACUGGAUGAGGAUCGCUCAGGGGCUCGGCGCCUUCAGAACUUAUGGCGAGACCAGCGAGAAGAAGAGCUGGGAGAAUACUACAUGAAAAAAUAUGCCAAGUCUUCUGUGGGAGAACACAUAUAUGGUGGUUCAGAUGAACUGUCUGAUGACAUUACCCAGCAGCAGCUGCUCCCUGGUGUCAAAGAUCCUAAUCUGUGGACUGUAAAAUGUAAGAUUGGAGAAGAACGAGCUACAGCUAUUGCUCUGAUGCGCAAAUUUAUCGCCUACCAAUUCACCGAUUCACCUCUUCAGAUAAAGUCCGUAGUUUCCCCAGAGCACGUGAAGGGUUACAUCUAUGUGGAGGCUUACAAACAAACACACGUAAAGCAGGCCAUUGAAGGCAUUGGCAACCUGCGUAUGGGCUUUUGGAAUCAGCAAAUGGUACCCAUUAAGGAAAUGACAGAUGUCCUAAAAGUAGUGAAGGAGGUGACCAAUCUAAAGCCCAAAUCUUGGGUAAGGCUCAAGAGAGGCAUCUACAAGGAUGAUAUUGCCCAGGUUGAUUAUGUAGAGCCAAGCCAGAAUACAAUCUCCUUGAAAAUGAUUCCUCGAAUUGACUAUGACCGUAUCAAAGCUCGAAUGAGUCUGAAAGAUUGGUUUGCAAAGAGAAAGAAGUUUCGAAGACCACCCCAAAAACAUUUCAAUGCUGAAAAAAUCAGGUCUCUGGGCGGAGAUGUCUCUUCUGAUGGAGAUUUUCUUAUUUUUGAGGCUAAUCGUUACAGCCGAAAAGGUUUCCUAUUUAAAAGCUUUGCCAUGUCUGCUGUGAUCACAGAAGGUGUUAAACCCACCCUUUCAGAAUUAGAAAAGUUUGAGGAUCAACCCGAGGGAGUUGAUUUGGAAGUGGUGACUGAAACAACAGGCAAAGAGAGAGAACACAGCUUGCAGCCAGGGGACAACGUGGAAGUGUGCGAAGGGGAGUUGAUAAACUUACAAGGAAAAGUACUCAGUGUGGAUGGAAACAAAAUCACUAUUAUGCCUAAACAUGAAGACCUUAAGGACUUGCUGGAAUUUCCAGCCCAGGAACUUCGGAAGUAUUUCCGAAUGGGAGACCAUGUGAAAGUUAUUGCUGGGCGUUAUGAAGGGGAUACAGGACUGAUUGUACGCGUGGAAGAGAACUUUGUCAUUCUGUUCUCUGAUCUCACUAUGCAUGAAUUAAAGGUUCUACCUCGAGACUUACAGUUAUGUUCAGAGACUGCUUCAGGAGUAGAUGUUGGUGGCCAGCAUGAAUGGGGUGAGCUGGUGCAACUAGAUCCGCAGACCAUGGGAGUCAUUGUGCGUCUGGAGAGAGAGACCUUUCAGGUCCUGAACAUGCAUGGUAAAGUGGUUACUGUUCGACACCAAGCUGUCAACAGGAAGAAGGACAAUCGUUUUGCUGUGGCCCUUGACUCCGAAGAUAAUAAUAUUCAUGUGAAGGAUAUUGUAAAAGUCAUAGAUGGUCCACAUUCGGGUCGUGAGGGAGAAAUCCGCCAUCUGUUCCGGAAUUAUGCCUUUCUGCACUGUAAAAAACUGGUUGAGAAUGGCGGCAUGUUUGUGUGCAAAACGCGUUACCUAGUUCUAGCAGGAGGUUCCAAGCCUCGAGAUGUCACAAACUUCACAGUUGGAGGAUUUGCUCCAAUGAGCCCUCGGAUCAGCAGUCCAAUGCAUCCCAGUGGUGGAGGACCACGAGGUGGUGGAGGAGGCGGUGGAGCUGCUGGUAGAGGACGGGGCCGUAGAGACAAUGAUUUGAUUGGUCAGACUGUAAGAAUCUCACAAGGUCCCUAUAAAGGAUACAUUGGGGUUGUAAAGGAUGCUACCGAGUCAACAGCUAGAGUAGAACUUCAUUCCACGUGCCAAACAAUAUCUGUUGACCGACAGCGCCUCACCACUGUUGGUGCUCGCCGUUCUGGAGGAAUGACCUCUACACAUGUUCGCACCCCAAUAUAUGGCUCUCAGACUCCUAUGUAUGGUACAGGUUCCAGGACACCUAUGUAUGGAUCGCAGACUCCGCUGCACGAUGGAAGCCGCACACCCCACUAUGGAUCUCAAACCCCUCUGCACGAUGGGAGCAGAACCCCAGCUCAGAGUGGUGCUUGGGACCCCAACAACCCCAACACGCCAUCAAGGGCAGAUGAAGAAUAUGAUUAUAGAUAUGAUGAUGAGCCUUCCCCGUCACCACAGGGGUAUGGUGGAACACCCAACCCUCAGACUCCAGGGUAUCCCGAUGUUCCCUCCCCACAGGUCAAUGCUCCGUAUCACCCUCAGACACCUGGUACUCCUGCAAUGUAUAAUACAGACCAGUUCUCACCAUAUGCUGCACCCUCCCCUCAAGGAUCUUACCAGCCCAGCCCUAGUCCACAGAGUUAUCACCAAGUGGCCCCAAGUCCUGUGGGCUACCAAAACACCCACUCACCAGCCAGCUACCAUCCAACACCGUCACCAAUGGCAUACCAGGCAAGUCCUAGCCCAAGCCCAAUGGGUUAUAGUCCAAUGACACCUGGUGCUCCCUCACCAGGGGGAUACAACCCUCAUACCCCUGGCUCAUCCAUAGAGCAGAUUUCCAGUGACUGGGUGACCACAGACAUUCAAGUAAAAGUCAGAGACACUUUCCAGGAUAGCCAGGUGAUAGGCCAGACUGGGAUUGUUCGCAGUGUAACGGGUGGUCUCUGCUCUGUGCUCCUGCAAGACAGCGAAAAAGUAAUAAGUAUCUCUGGUGAUCACUUGGAGCCAGUCACCCCUACUAAGAACAGCAGGGUUAAAGUUAUACUAGGAGAGGACCGUGAGGCUACAGGAGUCCUACUCAGUAUAGAUAAUGAGGACGGUAUCGUUCGAAUGGAUCUCGAAGAACAGCUGAAGAUCCUUAACCUUCACUUUCUGGGGAAGUUGGAGUCCUGAGUGGGAUGCUGUGCAACAGCAGAGUUACCACAACAUUUAAAUUAGCUAAUUGGAAUGCAUUAUCUGGCUUUGCAUAUAACUGGUUCAUCAGUACAUGGGAUGCUUUGUGUUUCUUUUGGAUUUUGUGCAGUAACCUAACAUCAGUUGCUGCUUUACCAAACCAGACAGUACAUUUUACAUCACCUCUGAAUGUGUAACUACACUAUGCCGGCCAUUCAAACCCUAUUUUGUUACUACUCAAACUGCAUUUACUUCUCUCGCAAUAAAAGUGUUCUAGUACAA
This is a messenger RNA of Xenopus laevis (African clawed frog), 3892 nucleotides long. It is a transcript of the gene supt5h.S, whose product is annotated as SPT5 homolog, DSIF elongation factor subunit S homeolog. The transcript is spliced from 31 exons. Gene Ontology annotation, cellular component: nucleus; DSIF complex. The coding region runs from base 359 to 3610 and encodes 1083 amino acids. The record is from RefSeq and is a predicted model, not a curated record. Gene Ontology annotation, molecular function: mRNA binding. Lineage: Eukaryota; Metazoa; Chordata; Amphibia; Anura; Pipidae. Gene Ontology annotation, biological process: regulation of transcription by RNA polymerase II; transcription elongation by RNA polymerase II; regulation of DNA-templated transcription elongation.